AUGCAAGUCGAUAAAACUGAUCAUACAAUCUCAAGAGAAGAGCGAGGAGAAAUAACAGAAAUUUAUACGGAAAACCCAUUUCCAUUCAUUCCUUCAAUACUCUCUCAAUUGAUUGAUCCAAAAAAUGUGACACUACUACAAAAAUUUGGUGGCGUUAAAGGCUUACUAAAAGGUUUACAUACUGAUCCUGAUUUCGGUCUAAGCAGUGAUGAAAAAGCCCCGCUACCACCUAUAAAACCUGAUAACAUUUUAAAUAGAGAUGCUGGCGGUGACAGUGAUCUAUGGCAUUUUGAACAAAAAGAUUCUGUUGAAGUUUCAGUCGAAAAACAUAAAAGACAAUCGAAAAAAGCUAAAAAGGCAGCAUUAGCUAACGCUGAAUUAACAAAAGAUGGGGCUCCAUUUUCGCAACGAAAACGCGUUUUUGGCAUUAAUGUAUUACAAACGAAAAGGACGAAAACUAUAUUUGAAUUGAUGUGGAUUGCAAUGAAAGAUAAAAUGUUGAUAAUCUUAACUGUUGCCGCAUUCAUAUCAUUAGGGUUAGGUUUGUACGAGGAUUUUGCCCCUAAUUCAAAAAGUACGGAAACUGAUGAACCGAAAAUCAGUUGGGUGGAAGGCGUUGCUAUUAUCUUUGCUAUUUUUAUUGUAGUAAUGGUUGGCAGUAUAAAUGAUUGGCAAAAAGAAAAACAAUUUCAACGCUUAAAUGCAAAAAAAGAAGAUCGUAAUGUCAAAGUGACACGCAAUGGAAAGGAAGCUCUUAUCUCGGUACAUGAUGUUUUAGUUGGUGAUAUUUUAGAUAUAGAGCCAGGUGAUAUUAUUGCAGUAGAUGGGGUCCUUAUAUCUGGUCAUAAUUUACGUUGCGACGAAUCAGCUGCGACAGGUGAAAGUGAUGCAGUAAGAAAAUUAAGAUAUGAAGACUGUCUAAAGGAUUUAUCUGAUCAAGAACCUACGAGCGAUGUACGUCACUCGAAAGCUGAUCCUUUUCUAAUAAGCGGUAGUAAAGUGCUGGAAGGAGUUGGAAAAUAUGUCGUAACUGCUGUCGGACCAAAUUCAUUCUAUGGGCGAAUCUUAAUGGCUCUAAGAACUGAUACGGACGAAACACCACUUCAGGAAAAAUUAAAUGUAUUAGCAGAAACAAUUUCGAAAUUGGGAGGAGCUGCUGCUUUACUGAUGCUUAUAGUGUUAUUAAUCAAAUACUUUGUGAACUUCCGAAAUGGUGUACCAGGCGCAGCUCAAGCUAUCGAGCAUUUAGUCAGAAUUAUUAUUUCAACAGUGACUGUAGUCGUCGUGGCAGUACCCGAAGGAUUGCCUUUGGCAGUAACUCUAGCUCUCGCGUAUGCUACAACCCGUAUGUUAAAGGAUAAUAAUCUUGUGCGUGUUUUAUCUGCGUGUGAAACGAUGGGAAAUGCAAACACUAUUUGCUCCGACAAAACGGGAACACUUACACAAAAUAAGAUGACAGUUGUCGCCGCUACUAUUGGAAUUUCGACUGCGUUCAUCAAAGAUCACGAAUCAUAUCAAGCAGACGCUAACACUGAAAAUUCAAAUCCUAUUCCAAUGUCUGAUUUACCAGGAACACUUCCGCCUCGCUUAAUCGAUACCUUGAAGCACUCCAUUGCAAUUAAUUCCACUGCUUUUGAAAGUGUGGAUGAUGAUGGUCAACCAACAUUUAUUGGGUCAAAAACCGAGACAGCUUUAUUAAGCUUUCUACUAGACUUGGGUCUGACUGGCUAUAAAGAAUUAAGGCGUGAUGCCGAAAUAGUGCAAGUCUUUCCGUUCAGUUCGGAUCGAAAAUCUAUGGCUGUAGUUGUUAAAUUAUCAGAUUCAAAAUAUAGAUUUUAUGUGAAAGGAGCUAGCGAAGUAUUAGUUAGACAAGCAGAAUCUAUAGUAGUUACGGAUUCCACAAAUAACGCAGAAUUACCAACUAUUAAAUUAUUACCUGAGCAUUUAAAUAUUAUCCAACGCGUGAUUGUAAGAUACGCAAGCCAAACAUUAAGAACAAUAGCAUUAGGUUAUCAGGAUUUUGAAGAAUGGCCUCCAAAAACUAUGAACGUUAAUGAAGAAGGAGAUGUGGCGUUUGAAGAAUUAGUAGACAAAAUUAUACUUUUGGGAAUCGUUGGUAUUGAAGAUCCGCUCAGAAAUGGUGUUCGUGAGGCGGUUCAAAAAUGUCAAAAAGCUGGAGUGUCGGUAGUAAUGGUCACUGGUGAUAAUGUUCUAACGGCUAAAUCUAUUGCAACGCAAUGCGGCAUAUAUAAACUAGGAGAUACAGUGAUGGAAGGACCACGAUUCCGUAAUUUAUCACCACAAGAAAUGGACAAAAUGAUCCCAAGGCUUACAGUCCUUGCUAGAUCAAGUCCCGAAGAUAAAAGAAUCCUUGUCGCAAAGCUAAAAGAGCUUGGUCGUAUUGUAGCAGUAACUGGGGAUGGUACUAAUGAUGGCCCUGCAUUAAAAACUGCAGAUGUAGGAUUCUCGAUGGGUAUUUCUGGUACAGAAGUCGCUAAAGAAGCUUCUUCAAUUAUUCUAAUGGAUGAUAAUUUCUCGAGUAUUGUAAAGGCUAUUAUGUGGGGCAGAAGUGUAAAUGAUUCAGUGAAAAAGUUUUUGCAAUUUCAAUUGACGGUAAACGUCACCGCAGUUUUCUUGACUUUUAUUUCGGCUGUUUCAAGCGACGAGGAAAUUUCAGUAUUAUCGGCAGUGCAACUUUUAUGGGUAAAUCUUAUUAUGGACACUUUAGCUGCUUUAGCACUUGCCACUGAUCCACCAACAGAAGAACUAUUGAAUCGUGAACCAGAAUCCCGUAAUGCUCCAUUGAUAUCUGCCAACAUGUGGAAGAUGAUCAUUGGUCAAAGUAUUUUCCAAUUAGUGAUCACCCUAACAUUAUUGUAUGCUGGAAAUGACAUUUUGAAUUAUAAUACUACGGAAGAACGUGAACAAUUGCCAACUUUGAUCUUUAAUACAUUCGUAUUUUUGCAGAUAUUUAAUGAAGUCAAUUCUCGCCGACUCGAUCAUAAACUUAAUAUAUUUAAAAAUAUUUUAGCCAACAGAUUUUUCAUGGCGAUUUUCGUAAUUAUAUGUGUUGGACAAGUUUUAAUAGUGGAAUUGGGUGGUGCUGCAUUCCAAGUACAAUCAUUGAGUGGACCUCAAUGGGCAAUCUCUGUUUGUCUUGGUUUUCUAUCAAUACCCUUUGGUGUAAUUAUCCGGUUAAUACCUACUCCGACAUUUGGCUUUAAACGACAACUACCACUUCAAUCGGGCUCAAUUUAUACCGUCUCAUCUGUCGGGAAAAAUACACAGAACGAUAAACCUUCAUGGAAUAAAGCGGUCACUGACGUACAAAGCGAAUUAAUUUUCUUUAAAUCAUUACGUGGUGGUGGUCGUCUUCAAGCAUCACAUUCUAUCUUUGCGGCAGCAACUGUAGUACCCAGUAUAAUUGCCGGUUCAAUUGGUGGUAGAUGGACAGACGCGGAUCGUACAUCUAGACCAGCAAGUCAUAACCCGAGCGCUAGUCAGCUAGACUUAAGUUCUACGUGGUUUGCGUCUACGGAGGGAGCAGGAAUUCAAAAGGGAAAGAAUGACGGUAUCACACAAUUACCUACAACUUCUGUUACCAUCGAAUAG
This is a messenger RNA of Ambispora gerdemannii, 3612 nucleotides long. The record is from the annotation of a GenBank genome assembly. NCBI's taxonomy places the organism in Eukaryota, Fungi, Glomeromycota, Glomeromycetes, Archaeosporales, Ambisporaceae.